This is a messenger RNA of Rangifer tarandus platyrhynchus (Svalbard reindeer), 885 nucleotides long. NCBI's taxonomy places the organism in Eukaryota, Metazoa, Chordata, Mammalia, Artiodactyla, Cervidae. The record is from the annotation of a GenBank genome assembly.
AUGUUAGAUGAGACUGGGAGUCCGUGUGAGAGAUAUAAGAAAGAAAAGGAAGUAAGCAAGCACAGACUCUGGAAGCCAUCAGGAGUUCAUCUUUUUAAUAUCAGGAGGCCAGAAGAAAGGACAGAAGUGGCUCUGGCUGUGAUGGGGCUCUUACUGGGCCUGCUGCUCCUGAGCCACCUACUGGUGGUCAUUUAUGGACAUCCCAUCCUGGAAGUGCCUGAGAGUGUGACAGGGCCUUGGAAAGGGAAUGUAAAUAUUCCCUGUACCUAUGGUCCUCUGCAAGGCUAUACACAAGUCUUAGUAAGGUGGCUGGUAGAACGUGGAUCUGACUCAGUCACCAUUUUUCUACGUGACCCCUCCGGAGACCACAUCCAGCAAGCAAAGUACCGGGGCCGCCUGCAUGUAAAUAAUGAGGUUCCAGGAGAUGUGUCCCUCCAACUGAAUACCCUGGAGAUGGAUGACCGGAGACACUACACAUGUGAAGUCACUUGGCAGACCCCUGAUGGCAACCAAGUUGUGAAAGAUAAGAUCAUUGAACUCCGGGUCCAGAAACAUUCCUCAAAGCCACUUGAUACCAAGACUAAGUCACUUCCAACCAUGCAAACCCCCUUGGAAGCAACAUCCACAGUGAAUACAUCCUGGGGCAGAAUAACUGAAGUGGAUGGUUAUAUUGGAAAGACAAGUGCUGGACCAGGAAGAGGCCUGUCUAUCUUUGCCAUAAUUCUCAUCAUCUCCUUGUGCUGUAUAGUGUUCAUCACCAUGACUUAUAUCAUGGCCUGCCGGAAGACAUCCCAACAGGAUCAUGUCUAUGAAGUGGCCAGCCUACCCAGUGGCCCACCAGCUUGGAUUCCUCAAUCGUUUAAGUCAAGUCAUGUAUGGACAUGA